This is a messenger RNA of Cloeon dipterum, 2390 nucleotides long. RefSeq names its product Rho GTPase activating protein at 54D (gene RhoGAP54D). Gene Ontology annotation, cellular component: cytoplasm. Bases 172 to 2103 code for a protein of 643 amino acids. Gene Ontology annotation, biological process: regulation of small GTPase mediated signal transduction; signal transduction. Lineage: Eukaryota; Metazoa; Arthropoda; Insecta; Ephemeroptera; Baetidae. Gene Ontology annotation, molecular function: GTPase activator activity. The record is from RefSeq and is a predicted model, not a curated record. The transcript is spliced from 6 exons.
AAAAAGGAUCGUUUUCAUCUCACGACUGCGAAUUUUAAUCGGCACAGGACGGGCCUCUUUAUUGUUUUCAUGUAAAACUUGCCAGAGGCGGCGUCCUCGAGUCGAUCCGGCGGCCACCUUAGGAAGGCAAGUGCGUUCCUAGCCCGAGAAAGCGGCCGCUGCGAGUCAUGGAUGGCGAGUUGCAGUGAAUCGACCAGGGCAAUGCCUGCGGACUCGAUGCAGAAGCUCGGCGACCUCGAGCUGGCCGAGAAGUUGAGGCGAGAGGACCCCGAGCAUUAUGCCACCCUGGUGCGGAUGCACCUGUCCUUCGUGCUCGAUCUGGCCGUCGAGGAGAGCGAGCCGGUCGAGAAGCAGAGCGGCAAGGCGGCCAAAAAAUGGUUUGGCACCUCCAAGGUCCGGAAGCAGUCCAAGGGUGUGAUGGAGGGCGCCCCCCUCACCCAGGAGGGAAUCUGCCAGGUGUACCAGCUGAUCGAGUUCCUCAAGGACGAGCCCAAUAUCACUCAGGAGGGAAUUUUCAGGCGCAGCGGCAAAAUAUCCAGGCAGCAGGAGCUUAAGGCGCUGCUCAACCAAGGCCAAGCCCUCAACCUCGAUCAGGGCAACUAUUCCGUCCACGACUGCGCUUCGGUGCUAAAAAACUUCUUGGCCGACCUGCCCGAGCCGCUACUAACUGAUGCACACUACCAGGCGUACUGUCAAGUGGCUGAAAUGUGUUCAACCGACAAUACAGAGGCUGAAGAGCCCGUUCGGCUGCUGCGGUCACUGCAGCUUCUGCUUUUGGACCUUCCUUCCGAGAACAAGGCGCUGGUGACCGACCUGCUGUUAAUGUUGAACCAGGUGGCCAGCCACGAGGACAAAAACAAAAUGUCGGUUGACAACCUGUCGACGCUCUUCACGCCCCACCUGCUGUGCCCGAGGAAACUGUCACCAGAGGAGUUUCACGCCAACUCGCAGCUCAUGUCCAGGGUCGUCUCCUUUAUGAUCAAACAGGGCAACAACAUGUUCAAAGUGCCGCCCAAACUGGCCACGGACGUUCGGGCCUACUGGGCUGACAAGGACAAGGCGAAGGAGGAGCAUGAGGCUGUGACGACGGUGUUUAGUUUUGUGGACAGGCAGCUGACAGCCGAGGCAAACUCAAGUAAUCCAACCGAAGCGGCGCUGGCGCAGCUGUAUGCGCACAUCCAGUCGUUGCCAGAAUCAGCCAACAAGCGCCGCCUUGUCAAGCAGUUUAAUAAGGAGAAUGGACAGGGAACGCCACUUGUGAAGAAGCAACCAAAUGCCAGGAGCCUUGGAGACUCUAUCAAGAGACACAUUUUUACCAAAGCUUUGAAGCGAUACAAGCAGCAGGAGAAGAGUGCCUCCGCCGACGACCUGCUGAAGGUGUCGAAUGAGGAGAAGAAGACGGAGGCGACGAGCAAGUCUAGCCUAAGAGUGAGCGAUUCCGAUGCUUCCGUCCCUGAUACUAACCCUGGCGCGUCCGGUGGUGAAAGCGCCCCGACGCCAAACACUAACCCUGUCUCCUCCUCCCCGCUCUUUAACACGCCGUCGCUGCGCACGGCGUUCAAUAACAAAUCGGUCUCGCCCAUCACCAUGUCCGCGCAGCGAAUGCCCAGGUGUAUGCAGGACGCUAUGAUGACCCCUCGAAGCCGAAAGCCGGUGUUGGUGCUGUCGAGCUCCAAUCUGUCGCCACUGGCGUCGCCGUGGAAGGCGGUGCCGUCGAGCCUACUGCAAGAGGCGGCCGAGGAGGGCGACGGCGAUGACACGUCGCUCAGUUCGACCUUCAAGGAGUACCUGCAGAGUCGCAGCGUGCUGACCGCCAGCCCAGUCAGCCUGUCGUGCGACGCGAGUCCCGAGAAACUAAGCAAUUCGCUGCUCUACUGCCUUGACGGCAACGACCCAUCCGCCGCCUCCACCUCCGCCUCGUACGUCACCACCCUGAGCAACGAGUCCAGCUCGAGCUCUGGAUCGCGGAAGCGCGCCUGUGACGACAGCCUCUUUGCAGACCACUCCGUGUCAUUGUCGAGCGACUCGGCAAAGAAGAGCACCCUAGAGUCAUCUUACUCCUCCACCAUGGGCUCCAGCAUCAUCAGGGAGACUUCCUUGUGACAUCACCCACCCUAAAAUCCAAUUUGAAUGUUGGUUUCAAGGGUAAUACCCUUGUGUUCAGCCAAAGUUAAUCUUCCACUUCUUGAAACUUUAGUAAUCUCAUUGCUGUUUGAAUUAUUCAAAUGAGCCCUAGUGAUCUGUUGUAGAAAUAUUUUCUGUUUCUCUUCUUCACAGUUCUUUUGUAUUAAUCCCAACAGCUGACAAUUAAAACUAUUAUAGUGAUGACAUGUGCCUGAAAAAGGUGUUUUAUGAUAUGUAAAGAAUAAAUUUUUCGUAUAUUAUGUCAA